AGGAGCUAGGGUUGGCCACGCCCCCGACGCUGUGCGUGCCUCCAAUUCUUCCUGACUGCUUUGGGGUUGCUUCUGCUUUUCUGUCAUUCCUUCUGUGGACACCGGAGGAGCAAGAUGGCGGCGCGGACUAUGCAAGCUGCGAGAUGUCCCACAGACGAACUCUCCUUAAGCAACUGUGCUGUGGUCAAUGAAAGGGACUUUCAGUCUGGCUUGCAUGUGGUUGUGAAAACCUCACCAAACCACAAAUACAUUUUUACACUAAGAAGUCAUUCCUCAGUUGUUCCAGGCACUAUUGCCUUCAGUUUACCACAGAGAAAAUGGGCAGGACUUUCUAUCGGGCAAGAAAUAGAUGUGUCCUUGUAUAACUUUGAUAAGACCAAGCAGUGCAUUGGCACUAUAACCAUUGAGAUUGACUUCCUGCAGAAGAAGAGUGUUGACUCUAACCCCUAUGACUCAGACAAAAUGGCAGCAGAGUUCAUCCAGCAGUUCAAUAACCAGGCAUUCACAGUUGGACAGCAGCUUGUCUUCAGCUUUAAUGACAAACUUUUUGGCCUCUUGGUCAAGGACAUUGAAGCCAUGGAUCCCAGCAUCCUUAAAGGAGAGCCUGCUACAGGCAAAAAACAGAAGAUCGAAGUUGGUCUUGUUGUUGGGAACAGUCAAGUUGCAUUUGAAAAGGCAGAGAGCUCUUCCCUCACUCUCAUUGGAAAAUCAAAAACUAGGGAAAAUCGUCAGUCUAUCAUUAAUCCUGACUGGAAUUUUGAGAAGAUGGGCAUUGGAGGUCUUGAUAAGGAAUUUUCAGACAUCUUUCGGCGUGCAUUUGCCUCCCGAGUGUUCCCACCUGAGAUUGUGGAGCAGAUGGGUUGUAAGCAUGUGAAAGGCAUCCUCUUAUAUGGCCCCCCUGGCUGUGGUAAGACUCUGAUGGCCAGGCAGAUUGGUAAGAUGCUGAAUGCCAGAGAACCGAAAAUAGUGAAUGGACCUGAAAUCCUCAACAAAUAUGUUGGCGAAUCUGAGGCCAACAUUCGCAAGCUCUUUGCAGAUGCUGAAGAAGAACAAAAAAGGCUUGGUGCAAACAGUGGUGUCCACAUCAUUAUCUUUGAUGAGAUUGAUGCCAUCUGCAAACAGCGAGGGAGUAUGGCAGGCAGCACUGGCGUCCAUGACACAGUUGUGAACCAGCUCUUGUCCAAAAUUGAUGGGGUUGAGCAGCUGAAUAACAUCUUGGUCAUUGGUAUGACCAACAGGCCUGAUCUGAUAGACGAGGCUCUCCUGCGACCUGGACGACUGGAGGUGAAAAUGGAGAUUGGUUUGCCAGAUGAAAAGGGUCGAAUACAGAUUCUCAACAUCCACAUGGCAAGGAUGCGGACUCACCAGCUGCUGUCAUCAGAUGUUGAUAUCGCAGAGUUGGCAAUAGAGACCAAGAACUUCAGUGGUGCUGAGCUUGAGGGUCUGGUUCGCGCAGCACAAUCCACUGCUAUGAACAGACACAUUAAGGCCACCACCAAAGUGGAAGUUGAUAUGGAGAAGGCAGAAUCACUGCUGGUGACAAGGGAUGACUUCUUUGCUUCUCUGGAGAAUGACAUCAAGCCGGCAUUUGGGACCAACCAAGAGGAUUAUGCAAGCUACAUCAUGAAUGGCAUUAUUAAAUGGGGUGACCCUGUUACUCGGGUGCUGGAUGAUGGGGAGCUUCUAGUUCAGCAGGCCAAAAACAGUGAUCGUACUCCCUUGGUCAGUGUCCUUUUGGAAGGUCCCCCUCACAGUGGGAAGACAGCACUAGCUGCAAAGAUUGCAGAAGAAUCUAACUUCCCUUUUAUCAAAAUCUGCUCUCCUGAUAAGAUGAUUGGCUUUUCAGAAACUGCCAAAUGCCAGGCAAUUAAGAAGAUCUUUGAUGAUGCUUACAAGUCACAACUUAGCUGUGUGGUGGUGGAUGACAUUGAAAGACUCCUAGAUUAUGUUCCAAUUGGUCCCAGAUUCUCCAAUCUGGUGUUGCAGGCUCUUCUGGUGUUGCUGAAGAAAGCACCACCUCAGGGUCGCAAACUUUUGAUCAUUGGGACCACCAGUCGCAAGGAUGUCCUGCAAGAAAUGGAGAUGCUGGAUGCUUUCAGCACCACAGUCCAUGUUCCAAACAUUGCUUCAGGAGAGCAUCUCAUGGAGGCCCUGGAGCUCCUGAGUGGCUUCAAAGACAAAGAACGCAGCACUAUUGCCCACAGUGUCAAAGGGAAGAAGGUUUGGAUUGGCAUCAAGAAGCUCCUGAUGUUGAUUGAGAUGUCAGUGCAGAUGGAUCCUGAGUAUCGAGUGAGAAAAUUCCUGGCACUUCUAAGAGAAGAAGGAGCCUUUGGUGAAUAAUGCCUGGUGCACAACUGGCUAGUGAAUUUGCAUGCACUUUCCCUCUCUGGAUUCCAAUCUGUGUAUGCCACCAACAUCUGUACCCUCCGUCCCCAAGGUACACUCUCUCUCUUUGCAGUAGCCCAUUGGAUUUAUAGUGAAGCCAGAAUCUUCUUCAGGAGCCAGUAGCUGGGAAAGCAGCCAGGCAGGAGACUGCUCCGCUGGAAUCAUCUUCUCUCUUCUGUGUGGUGCAUCCGGACAAGAGCAUAACAUUCAACUCUCUUCAGAGAUCUCCCCACCUCUCCUUUUUGCAUGUUGGACACAAACAAAUGAUCCAUCCUUUGUCAUCUGUUGUCUUCAAUAUCCUGAUGUUUUGUGGCAAAUCAUAUCUCUUCUAGUAUAAUUGCUUUCGUACUGUGCCGCUUGCUGCACCUGCUCAAUCAGUAUUGGUGCACAAAGGGGAGGAAUGGAAAUUUGCCAAGUACAAGUCUGUAGAUGUUAAUGCUGACACUGACAGUAGCUCCUUUAAAAUAAGUCUUUCUCAUUCCUAAUCCACACCAAUCCAGUGUGAAAGCUGAUUAAAGUUUGCAGGGUACUAAAUGCACUUUAUACCCAGUGGCUUCCCCAGCUUCUUCCACACUUGUUGCAUAGUUGCUCCCUUUUUGUAGAUCUGUACCACAUUGAGGAAUUCCUUAGACUAACAGUAGCCAAAGUAUUGAAUGCCACUACUUGUUUCAUAUGAGCUAGAAUCCAGAGAGUGUGUUCUGCUGUGAUUUCAGGAAAGACAGACUAUCAUGGCUGUAAUAUUUGGAGGCUCAACAACAUCUGGAGUGGUUGCAGUCAGUUUAUCUCCAGGGCUGUUUCACCACAGCAGUGAUGGUAACCUGAUGUAUUUAUGGUUUUGGCCUAAGAAAUAUAAUUUGGGUGUGCUCAUAGAGGCAGAGUACAUGAUAUUCCUCUAAAACUUUGGGACAGAGGGACCCUCCUACAUUUUGUUGGAGUGGUCUUUAUCUGCUGAAAUCAUAUUUGGUUUCUUGUAAAGGAAUGCUACAUUUUCAUUUGGGAAACUCAGGUGCUUCAGAUGUUGUUGGACUGCAUUUCCCCAUAACCCUAGAUAGCAUAGCCAGUGAUGAAGGAUCAUGCAGAUAAAAGCAUUUGGGAGGAUCACAGUUGCCCAUCCUUGAUUUAGGGAAUCGGAUGUGUAGCUUCUACAGUGCGUAGGUACAGGUAUGCCAUUCUUUUGGCAAGUGAAACAUCUGCACUCUUAGCCUUUCUUUUAUCAAGAGCAAUGUAUUGCAUGGCCCUGAAAACAAGUGACUAAAUCAA
Messenger RNA from Sceloporus undulatus (fence lizard), 3645 nucleotides. RefSeq names its product N-ethylmaleimide sensitive factor, vesicle fusing ATPase (gene NSF). The transcript is spliced from 21 exons. Gene Ontology annotation, cellular component: Golgi stack. Gene Ontology annotation, molecular function: ATP hydrolysis activity; ATP binding. Lineage: Eukaryota; Metazoa; Chordata; Lepidosauria; Squamata; Phrynosomatidae. Bases 115 to 2340 code for a protein of 741 amino acids. The record is from RefSeq and is a predicted model, not a curated record. Gene Ontology annotation, biological process: intra-Golgi vesicle-mediated transport; SNARE complex disassembly; Golgi to plasma membrane protein transport.